This is a messenger RNA of Carassius gibelio (silver crucian carp), 4334 nucleotides long. Its product is annotated as oxidoreductase NAD-binding domain-containing protein 1. Lineage: Eukaryota; Metazoa; Chordata; Actinopteri; Cypriniformes; Cyprinidae. Gene Ontology annotation, cellular component: mitochondrion. Gene Ontology annotation, molecular function: oxidoreductase activity. The record is from RefSeq and is a predicted model, not a curated record. Bases 120 to 1040 code for a protein of 306 amino acids. The transcript is spliced from 8 exons.
GACUCUGUUCACCAACCUUAAACACAGACGAAGAAGAAACCGUCACCGUCACCGUCUUUUACUGUCUAUGCACCGGAGUGACAGAGGUGCUGGACAGAGAUCAGACCGUCAUAUCGAUCAUGAGUGGCCCGUGUUUUGUGAGAACGGCAGCCAGAAGUUUCGCCGGUGGAUCAGGACUCUUCAGACAGACUGUUUGCUGUUCAAGUAAAGAGACGGUCACACGAAAAAUGUCAUCCAGGAGACAAACUGACCAUCUAGAAAGAACUGCUAGCGUUCAUAGAGAAAUGGAACUUUUCUCUGCACGUGUUUGUGACAUUAUGAAUGAAUCUGAUUCAGUGAAGAGACUGAGACUGGAGGUGUCACAUCCUGACUUCAGCUUUCGUGCUGGACAGUGGGUGGAUUUCUUCAUCCCAGGUGUGGAUACAGUGGGUGGCUUCUCCAUUUGCUCGAGUCCUGGCCUGCUGCAGAGAGAGGGAGUGAUUGAAUUGGCUGUUAAAAACACACGCCAUCCUCCAGCUCACUGGAUUCACACUAAAUGCUCUGUGGACUCUCAGGUAGCUGUGAGGGUGGGAGGUAACUUCUACUUUGACCCUCAACCUUCUGACCCCGUGGUGGACCUGUUGCUGAUAGCCGGUGGUGUUGGGAUCAACCCUCUGUACUCCAUCCUGCUGCACGCAGCUGAUCUGCUUAGACACACUCAUGCUCACAGGUGCGCUCCAGGGCACACACACUUGUGCUACAGUGCAAGGAACACAGAAGAGCUGCUCUUCAAGAACACCAUUAUUGAUAUUUGUCAUGAGCGACCAGAUAAAUUCUCCUGCGAUUUCCAUGUUACCCAACAGAGCUCUGACACAGAGCAGGAACUUCAGCCUUUCACCAUUAAUGGAAGGAUAUCAGAAGAGGAACUUAAGCGCCAUGUAGAUCCUGAGCACACAUUGUGUUAUCUUUGUGGCCCUCCUCCUAUGAUAGAGAAAGUUAAUUCAGACCUGCAGAAAGUCGGCCUAUCGGAGGACAGAAUCCUUUUUGAGAAAUGGUGGUAGCACUACAACUCAGAUCUUCAUAGUGAUGGAUGCAUCUGCGUCAUCAUAGAAACAGACUGUAAUGUUAAUGGACCAGUAAAGCCUUUGAGAUCAAUUGAAGCGCACAACAGACGCUAUAUCUGCAUUCUCCACAUUUAAAGGAAUGGUUCUCCCAAAAAUGAAAAUUCCCCCAUGAUUUUCUAACCCUCAAGCUAUCUUAGGUGUAUAUGACUUUUUUCCUUCCGAUGAAUACAAUCAGAGUUAUAUUUCAAAAUGUCCUGGCUCUAUUUAUAAGCUUUAUAAUGGCAAUAGUCCAGUAGAAGUCCGAUAAAGCGCAUCCUUUCAUCAUAAAAAAGUGCUCCACAUGGCUCCGGGGGGAUAAUACAGGCCUGCUAAAGCCAAUCGGUGUGUUUUUGUAAGAAAAAUACCCAUAUUUAAACUUUACAAACCUUAAUCACUAGCUCGGAAUCUCUAAUCUCGGAAGCAAAGAGGAGAGAGCAAAACAAACAAAAGGAUUACGAAUUAGAAGUACAAAAAGAAAAUUUGUAUAGAAAAUGUGAAGAUUUCGAUAUAAGCCAAGAUGAGUCUGGUUUUCCUUUGCUAAACAAUGGAAUCUUUGCUUCUUUUGCUUCUGUAAACAAACCUCGGUUCUUGUGAGACUAGCAUCUUGUUAGUUGAAGCUGUUUAUAAAGUUUUAAAUACGGAUACAUCGAUUCGCCUUAGGAGGCCUUUAUGGGUUAAAUUCAAAACACAAAUUCUGAGUAUGGGUCACCAUACUUGGCUGAAUGUCACGUCACUUGUCACUUAAAGUGAUGAGCACUUUUUAUGAUGGAUGGACACAGUUUAUUGGACCAUUGAGUAUCACCACCCAUUCGCUGCCAUUAUAAAGUUUGGAAGAGCCAAACCAUUUUUUCAAUAUAACUCCAAUUAUAUUUGUCUGAAAGAAGAAAGUCAUAUACACCUAGGAUGGCUUGGGGGCGAGUAAAUCAUGGGGUUAUUGUCAUUUUUGGGUGAACUGUGCCUUUAAACAAACAAUUCUCUAGACACUGUCCUAUUUUUUUUUUUUUUUUGUUAUACCUCAUUUUAAAGAUAAACUCAACAAAUUGACCAUAACCAGCUCUGUAACGCUCUACAUUAUAGUUCAUUUACUGGUUAAUGGCAUAGCGUCCUGCUUCAAGGACAUCAUGAAAGAUUGCACACUCAGAUUGCAUUGGGUGUUUCAGAUAUCUGUGUAUAAUGUUGUAAUAUGUUGUUUGCAUUUUAGAACACAUAUUUAUUUAGUAAAACUUUUGGGGGCAUGGAAAUGAUCAGAGUUAUGCAAAAAAAAAUAUAGAACAUUUCUGCUCAUGAAUAUGGUCUUAAUUUGUUUAAAGAUGCUAAAUAUGGUCCCUUUAAAUUUGAAAUUAUUCCAUCCCAAUUGUAUAAAUCUUCUGAUAAAUUCAAAUUGAGAUUUUUUGUAAAAUAAUUUAUUGAUCCAUAUUAUACAAGUGGAUGGAACCCUCCGAAAAGUUGAUGCUUCAAAAACCACACCAAGUGACCAUGACAGCGCUCAUGUGACCCCAGCGGGAUGAGUCAAUGUCUUCUGAAGCAAAACGAUGGGUGUGUGUGUGAGAAAUACAUUAUAACUUUUUUUAACUAAACCAUAGUUUCUGGCUAAUGGUUUCAUCCACUUUAAUUUUAUGGACCCACAGAGAUUGUUUAAAAAAAUCUGUUGUGUUCCACAAAAUAAGGAAAGUCAUACAUGUAGGAUGGCAUUAGGGUAAAAGAAAAAUGAAUUGUUAUUUUGAGGUGGAGUAUCAUAGUGUCAUAUAUUGUGUAUUCUAAUUUCAAAUCAUGCAGAAACUUAUUUUAGCCUUGUCCAGCCAAGUGAUUGACCCCUUUUUUUAACUGAAAGGCAGGACUACAGACUACAUUUUAUAAUCUAAACUCAUAAACUAUAACUAUCUCCAGUUUCACAAGAAGGAUGUUUUUAAAAAGUUGGAUUGAUGAAUAAGAUCUUUACCAUUAAUACUGCUGAAAUGUUUCGAUAUAUUUGUAAAGUCACAAAAAAACCCACACUGAAAACACAAGAAAACGGCGAGCUGUUUCUGUAAAUGAUGUGCUUUUAAUUUGUGUGAGAAGCCAAUUAUUGAGAGCUUUUAUUUACACCAUUAACUGUUUCACAGAUGUUCAUUUACUGUUACUUUAUACAUUUAGACUUUAGUUACUGCCAUCCUCACUAAUAUAAAUAAAUGAAAUAACUGAUGUAAUACUUACUGAUGAAAUAAAUGAACACAUUGUGGAUUUUAUGCAUUUAAGCUAGUGCACGAUAUAUUGCAUACACUAAUACUGUAUGUAAUGCGAGUUAACAUCACAGAUUCACAGAGGUACAAGUCUCAACACAUUGGUCAGCGUUAAGCAUAUUGAGAGUCCAUCAAACGUAUGUUUUCACAUAUUUGUUAGAGUCUCUUGCAAUUUGUUACAGGAAUUCACCUUAAAAAAUGAAAAAUAAUGAGGAGCGGCAAUAUUCUACCAACUCUUUGCAAUCUUACAGUACUGUUACACUGUCAGCAGAUGUAUAUACACAGACACGGGCCUGACAAGAGUGUGUUCUGCCUGAAUAAACAGGAACGUACUGUUAUGGUUAAGUAUCCAUAAAUGAAUACUGUCAGCACACUCCAGAGAAUAAAGCUCUCUCUGUUAUGACCACACGCACGUCCUCAUGUUUACCACAUGUAAUUGUGCGCUUUAAUUCCUGAUUGCAGUUUGUAAUUCCUUCCUGUUUUGCAGGGCUGAUGUUUGAGAUGUCUAUCCUCUGGCUGUGGAAUUCCACCAUCCUUUCCGCUCGAUCUCUCCUCUCUGGGCUUUCUGGCAAAUUUUGCCCAUUUUCCUUCUGGAUAAUCUCACGUUGUCUCAUCAGACUUGUAUUUUCUCUCUCCAUUCGUUCAAUUUCUCUCUCAAUUGUUGCCAGCGGUGAUAUCUCCCUCUCUGGUGUCCUUUUAUUAUUUAAGUUCCUUUUGUUUUGACCUCUGAGGUGCAGUUUCUGGAAAACAUACACACAAACUGUCAGACUCUGUGCUACUUUUGAAGAUUUGAAAGUGAACUGACAAUUCUAUUACAAUUUCACACAGUCCUCUAAGACAGCUCUCAGCUCUAAUCUAAUUUUAGCAGAAAUGAACUUUGUGUCAUGUAUACACACACACACACACCAUCAAGUCUCUCCUCCUGCGAGGCAGCGUGGGUCUCUGGAGGAAGAGGAUCUGUUUUGUGGCCAAGCUUCCAUCACUAAAACAAAAAUAAAACAGAGGUAAUAAAAUCUGUAUCAAUUUUGACAAA